Messenger RNA from Capronia coronata CBS 617.96, 894 nucleotides. RefSeq lists its product as uncharacterized. NCBI's taxonomy places the organism in Eukaryota, Fungi, Ascomycota, Eurotiomycetes, Chaetothyriales, Herpotrichiellaceae. The record is from RefSeq and is a predicted model, not a curated record. The transcript is spliced from 2 exons. The coding region runs from base 1 to 894 and encodes 297 amino acids.
AUGGCUGAGCCAUUCAACUUAUUUUCUCGCGUGGUUGAGAAAAAGGCGUUGCCAGAAGAUCCGAUUGUGCGGGCGGACGUUGGGCAUGUCCUGAAGCAUGGGUACGUUGUCAUUCCUGAUUGCUUCACCAAAGCAGAGGCCAAAGAAGCUCGAGACGAGAUCAUACGCCUGCUGGGCCAGACGCCGCUUGGGGGACGAAACCGGUUCGAAGGACUCAAUACCCAUCGCAUCUACUCGUUGCUGAACAAGACUCGGGUCUUCGACAAGUUCACGAUCCUACCCCGAGUGUUGGCUCUGAAUGAAUACUUCCUCGACCCUGGAUAUCUCCUGUCAGCAUUCCAUACCAUCAGUAUCGACCCUGGAGAAAAGGCUCAGCCACUGCAUCACGAUGAUGGGUUUAUACCAUUUCCGCGGCCCCGACUGCCUUUUGGUGCCGCGAUCAUGGUAGCCUUGGACGAAUACACCGCCACCAAUGGUGCCACCAGAAUUGUACCUGGAUCUCAUGAAUGGGACAGCCACCGUCGACCCACGGAAGAGGAGACCAUGCCUGCACUUUGUCCCGAAGGUGGCGUCGUGUACUUUCUCAGUACGUUAUGGCAUGGCGGUGGUGCCAAUGUGUCAGAUCGUCCACGACAGAGCGCCACUGUGCAAUAUUGCAACCCCUACAUUCGGCCCAUCGAGAACCAGAUCCUAGCGGUCGAUCCUCGCAAGCUCGACAGCAUCCCACCACGCAUUGUCGAGCUGAUGGGGUAUAGACACAUGGAACCGUUCAUCGGUUAUGCUGACGGCUUGGGACCUCGUCGGGCGGCAAGAAGGAUGGUUCGAUGGCUGCAGCAGGAUGUGGAUGAGAAUCCUCCAACAUUCGCCCACGAGGCUCGAGAGCCAAAAGUGUAG